This is a messenger RNA of Glarea lozoyensis ATCC 20868, 1020 nucleotides long. Its product is annotated as Aquaporin-like protein. Lineage: Eukaryota; Fungi; Ascomycota; Leotiomycetes; Helotiales; Helotiaceae. Gene Ontology annotation, cellular component: plasma membrane. Gene Ontology annotation, molecular function: water channel activity. Gene Ontology annotation, biological process: transmembrane transport. The coding region runs from base 1 to 1020 and encodes 339 amino acids. The record is from RefSeq and is a predicted model, not a curated record. The transcript is spliced from 3 exons.
AUGGAGCGCGCACCCACGAUGAACAUCCACAAAUCCCCCACAACCCUCUCACGCGUCGACCCGCUCAAACACGUUUUCCGCCGCAUCUUCUCCGCCCUCCCAGACGGCGCGCGCGGCACCGUCGUCGCCAUCAUCGGCGAGUUCCUCGGCACCUUAUGCUUCAUAUUCUUCGCGUUCGCGGGCGGCGAGGUCGCCGCCGCGUCGUCCAACAAGAAACAGAACGAGGGCGUAUCGACGGGCACGGCCUCGAAGAACCCGGCGUUGUUGUUGUAUGUGUCGCUGUCGGCGGGGUUCUCGCUGUUGAUUUUCGUGUGGAUCUUUUUUAGGGUUAGUGGGGGGUUGUUUAAUCCGGUGGUUUCGCUGGGGAUGGCUUUGAUCGGCGCCAUAACUUGGGUUCGUUGUGCGGUUCUUACUGUUACGCAGUUCGUGGCUACGAUUGCGGCGUCGUAUAUGGUUGAGGCUUUGUUUAAUGGAGGGCUUCAUGUUAGUACAGAACUCGGUGGUGAUAUCUCUGUUGCGCAGGGUGUUCUUAUUGAGAUGAUCUUGACUGCGCAACUCAUCUUUACAAUCUUCAUGUUGGCUGCUGAAAAGCAUGCGGCAACUUUCCUGGCACCUAUCGGUAUUGGACUGUCAUUGUUUAUCGCAGAACUAGUUGGUGUAUUUUGGACUGGAGGUUCUCUAAAUCCAGCUCGAUCAUUGGCACCUUGCAUCGUUACGAAGUCGUUCACCUCAUACCACUGGAUAUACUGGGUUGGACCAAUUUCUGGUACGAUCCUCGCCGUUCUGAUCUACAAACUUGUGAAAGCAUUGGAGUAUGAGACACUUACCGGAGAGGAGCAAGAGGAACUUCUUCCAAGGCCGAAUGCAGGAAAGAGAAGGGAAUCUUCGAUCAUCCCGCUGGCUAGCAUCCAUUCGGUUGAGAUAGAGCCAACACAGGCACCGCAAAAGGCUCCUCAAAAACCAAUACAAAAGGAAGUCAUGGAGCCAGGGCAAGUUCUUCCAACAAUGCUUGCUGAUUAG